AUGGCGGACCCAAAGACCGAAUUCGCGUCCCUUCUCGAACAGACCGUCGCGGCUCCACGCCUCUCGGGCUCCAAGGUGCAACGUCUAACGGCCUUAUCACAAAUACUGACCGCCCAAAACGCCGAUACCGAGGUCGUCACGACGUUUUAUCGCGUCAAUGCCGGUCUCCUCCCCGCAAGCCAAGGGCGGAUAUCGAGUCUAUACGUCUUUGACGCGAUCGCUCGCGGGGCGCGGAAGGAUGCGGAUAAGGAGAAGGAGAAGGGGAAGGCGAGGGAGGGAAGGGGGAUGACGGGAUUGAUUACCAAGAUGGAGGGCGUGGUGGAUGCGUGGGUCACGGGGUUGGUGGAUGAUGGAAAAGGAGGGGUCUGGGCGGAAGGGAAGGAUAAGGUCCGGAAGGUUCUCGACAUCUGGAGAAAAGGAGCGACUUUUCCUCCCGCAACGCUCGACCGCCUUCAAGCCCGACUGGCCGCUUCCGAUCCGGGUCCAAGUCGACCGCCACUCGUCACGGCGGGCACGAACGGUGGCUCUUACGCCGGUGCGAGCACUACACCGCCGGGCACGCCGCCAGCGCCAAUGUUCUCACCGGUGCUGCCACCGCUCAGUCUACCGGGAGUUGGAGUCAAGGGAGAGUCUACAGCACUACCACCACCCGCGUCCGCCUCGACCUCGAUCGACACAGCGGUCAAGCCCGGCCUCCCCUCGGAACUCGCCAAGCUUCUCGGUAUUCAAGAUGCUCCCCCGUCCGCAGAAGCUUCUGCGCCCAAGAUCGACAUUGCGACCCUGCUCGCAUCUGUACGACCCGUUGCGCCCGUCCAGUCCCCGGUCCUCGCCACUCAGCCGGGUCUUUCGGGGUAUACACAACAACCACCUUUCCCGCCUGCUCCCGGCGCAUCGGGGACAUCUGGUCCAAGUGCCGGUCUCCCGUUCGCCCUUGACCCCCGGCAGCUCGCUGCUCUCGCCGCCCUCGCUCCUCCUUCUGCGCAAGGAUCCUCGCAAGCACCGUUCCCGCCCUCCGGUCCACCUCCACCCGCAGGGCAGUAUGCCCCAAAUGGCAGCCACGCGGGGUAUGGCGGAUACCCCCAAGAUCGCCCUUUCGGCGGGGACAAUCGCGGUCCGCCCAGACGCGGAAGUGGCGCUCGGUCCCCGCCUCCUUAUAUGGCUCGUAAUGGAAGUAGUGGAUACGAUGGCCGAGAUGGGAGGGAUGGGCGGGAUGGACGAGACGGGAUGAGCAUGAAUGGGCAUCGCGAUGCCGGUCCGCGUGAUUUCCGACGGGACGACCGCGGACCACCACCUCAGCCUGGCGGGUGGGACCGGGACCACAGGGAUGGGGGACGAGAUGGUGGACGUACGUUCGACCGGGGUGGUGGGGGCGGUGGUGGUGGUGGGGAUCAAGGAUGGGGAGCUAGGCGACCAUCCAGGGAGAACGGAUACGGCGGACCAAGGUCCCGAUCCCGCAGUCCCGAUCGAGGUCGAAGAGAUGGGCCUCCUCCCAGAGACGGGGCAUAUGGCCGGCGAGGCGAUAAUGGAUACUCUGAUCGAGGCGGGCGCGGUGGGCGGAUGGGCGGGCACACGAGGGGCGCCGACUCGUUUGGGAGUGUAGACCGAGGGGACGGGAGCGGGGGUGGAGAGGGAAGAGGAGGGGUCAGGCCGAAUUAUGGCGGGUUCAAGAAUCAGCCGGGACGAUUCGAUCCGCCGCCCGGGCCCGGGUCGGGGCCGCCGGCUCGCUCGCCGAUACCACCAGCUCCUCAGGUUCAAGGUCGGGCGCCGCCCCCACCGGGUCGGGACCUCCCAAAUGCGAAUGCGAAUGCGAAUGCGAAUGCGAAUGCGAAUGCGAGGGCACCACCUCCGCCAGGAAGGGAUAUGGGCGUCGGCGCAGGAAUGGACAGAAGCAACUCGGACGGCACCCACCCGUCCGUUGCUAUCGGAGCGGCACUGUCCGCACUUGCACCACCCUCGCAACAAUCACCACCUGUAUCCGCGCCCAACAAGCUUCCUCCAUCCUCCGGCCCAGCCCCAGGCGGUAUGGGCAACGGACCUCGGCUCGAGACAUUCGACAUCACCUCCUUCAACCCCAUGAUGCCGGAGUCAUGGGCGGCGCUUGCGCUCGCAUGGAAAGGAACCACAGGGCGGGAGGCGGGUCAGAUGGAGCUCAUGGGGUUCUUGGCGGGUCAGGGACCGGUCAUGCCGAUGGGCAUGGGUGGUGGAGGUGGUGGCGGAGGCAGUGGUGGCGGAGACGGCGGAGGGGGGAUGGGUAUGAUGGGCAUGGGCAGAGGCGGAGGUAUGGGUAUGAGUAUGGGCGGAAUGAACGGCGGUAUUAAUGGGCAGGACUAUAUGGGCGGGAAUGGGUUCUGA
Molecule: messenger RNA, 2352 nt
Organism: Dioszegia hungarica
Lineage: Eukaryota; Fungi; Basidiomycota; Tremellomycetes; Tremellales; Bulleribasidiaceae
Exons: 5
Coding region: 1-2352 (783 amino acids)
Source: RefSeq, a predicted model, not a curated record